AUGGAAGCAAAACGGCAUGGAUUUCGACAAACAGUGCCCAUUCGUGUUGUGUCGUACCGAAUUCAUCGUGUUCAAGGAUCCCAACGAAAUCUUCUACAAAGUGCAACUACUCCGGAAUGCGCUCUUCCGCUUUCACAACGAAUGAUGACUCCGCUUCAUUGGGCUGCUGAUCGUGGGCUUGAAGACAUUGUCUCCGUCCUACUUAUUCAUUCGGCCGACCUGAAUGCACAGGACGAACAAGAUCAGACUCCACUGCAUUACGCUUGUUCCUGUGGUCAUAUAUCAUUGGCUAGACUGCUGUAUAAGGCUGGAGCUAAUAUCUCUAUCACCGAUCAAGACGGUCAGAAUCCAAUCGAUUUGUUAGAAGAAGAUCAACGGGAAUCGGUUUUGGCCUGA
Molecule: messenger RNA, 396 nt
Organism: Echinostoma caproni
Lineage: Eukaryota; Metazoa; Platyhelminthes; Trematoda; Plagiorchiida; Echinostomatidae
Source: the annotation of a GenBank genome assembly